This is a messenger RNA of Schistosoma mattheei, 1572 nucleotides long. The record is from the annotation of a GenBank genome assembly. Lineage: Eukaryota; Metazoa; Platyhelminthes; Trematoda; Strigeidida; Schistosomatidae.
AUGUUGAAUAUUGGACUUGACCUUAGUUUUUGGCGGCUUUUCUGUCGCUGUUCUCUUUAUUUGGUGAGCUUUUAUCCUGCUUGGUUUCUAAGCUGUUCAGGAUAUUUCCCAAGGAGUACAUGUGAAAGUCAACAAGUCUUCCAUAUGUAUACCCUUUCAUCUCAAGAAGUUGAAGUCCAGUUAGAUAUACUUAAUAAAACAUCUACACAGAUUAAUGAUUUAGAAAGACGUUUGGAAAUUUCUCGUGAUGUUUAUCGUAAAGUUUUAUCAGAUCAGUCAGAUAAAUUGCAGAAAUUAAGUAAAAAACUUGGUAAAUGUAUAAUACGUACUCGACCAUACAAUGAAUUGAAACAAAAGCAAGCGCAUUAUCGUAAAGAAAUUCAAAUGGCUGCUUUGAAGUAUGAAAACGCCAUAUCGACCUUAAGUGCAGCUCGUGACACUCUGGCUAAAUUGGAAGCAUGUGUUUCAGAGCCUGGUGUUAGAGAUCCAAACCUGUUGGAGUCUCUAAAUCAAAGUAUUACGGAUUUUAAUAAUGCUAACAAAUCAUUGAAUAACGCCAAAUUAGAACAUGAGAAAUUAAUGGAAAUUUAUGCCACAAAUGAACAAUCACUUCGUUGUUUAGAGAAACGUCUUCGUUUCGAUAUUCAAAAAGCGAAGCCUUACUACACCAUGUAUGAUCAUUUCAUGUUGAAAAUGGAGGAUGCUAAAACACAUGUUGAAUUAUGUACAGAUAAAUUGAAAGCAUGUAAAAUUAUUUAUAGUGAUGCAAUGUGUAAAUUAGAACUUCUAUCCAAUUCAAUUCAUACAAAGAGAUUAAAUCAAAAUGAUCAUAGUAAUAAUGAAUAUUCCCAUAGUAAUAAUAAUAAUAAUAAUAACAAUAUGGAUGAUUAUGUCAUAAUGAAAUCAUUCUCUAAACAAUAUGAAUCUAUUCAAUAUACAAAUGAAUAUUCAAAUAAUCAAUUUAUGAAGGAUAAUACACUUAACAAAUCAAAUAAUGAUUGUUUAAAUGUUACUAUUGUUGAUCAUUUGAAUAUGGAUAAUCAUAAUCAUAAUACUGAUAAUGAUAAUUCAACUGUUAAUUGUUUUCCUAUAAUGAAUGGUUUAUUCGAGUCACUUCAUCAAGCUUCCAUUGAGAUUGAUUCACUUCAAAAUUCUCCAUUUUUAUCGUCAAUUCAUUCAAAAGAUUACUGUAAUAGUACAACUAAUUCAUAUUGUACUACUAUUGAUACAAAUACUAUUACUACUACUACUACUACUACUAUGACAACAUCAUCAUUAUGUACAGAGAAUAAUUCAUAUAGAGAAUCUUUAUCUUUAUCAUCUCAUACAUCAUCAGCAUCUAUUUCACCAGCAUUAUCUUUUGAUACGUUUACAACAUCAUCACUAACAACAACAACAUCAUCAUCAUCAUCAUCACCAUUGUCAUCAUCAUCAUUGUUAUUUGAUGAACAAUCUUCUACUUUAAUGUUAAUGAACUCUUUUAAUAAUUUAAAUUUAACAAAUAACUCAUCACAUUCAUUUAUAUCAAAAGAGAUUUGUUGUAGUAAUUUCACAAUAACAAAUUCCAGUUAA